UGGGCUGCCUAGAACAAGACUGGGCCUGUGGUCAGUAAAGGGGAGGGCCUAGGCAGAGGAGGGGGAGCCGGCUGUCCCUCUGAUAGCUAUAGAGCAGCUGGGCACGCACCUUUCCAGAUCAGGAUUGCCUGUGGAGAAGCUCGGGUAGAAACUCAACCUUGUGGAGCAUACUCCCCAACAUGUGGACAUGGGAGUCAGACAUUCUGUGCGUCCUUGUUCUGCUGGCCUGGCUGGUGGGUAGUGUUUACCCCCAGGCACUUUCUGGCCCAGGCCUGGGUCCAGAGCUUCUCCAUCAUUGGAACAACAGUGGGUACUCAGUGGUCAGUCUACAGUGGAUCUCUGUACGGGCUCCCUUCCUCACCACUUCAUGGACCUUGGUGGCUCUUUUCUCUGCCCUAGUCUUUCAUCUGUCCCACAAGGUCACCAGCAUUGUCCCCGAGAGCGCUCUACUCAUCGUUCUGGGCCUGGUGCUGGGCGGCAUCGUCUGGGCAGCUGACCACAUCGCCUCCUUCACACUCACACCCACGCUCUUCUUCUUCUACCUGCUGCCCCCUAUCGUGUUGGAUGCUGGAUACUUCAUGCCCAAUCGACUCUUCUUUGGUAACCUGGGCACCAUCCUGCUAUAUGCUGUCAUUGGCACCAUAUGGAAUGCAGCCACCACAGGAUUGUCCCUCUAUGGUGUCUUCCUCAGUGGCCUAAUGGGUGAGCUGAAGAUUGGACUCCUGGAUUUCCUGCUUUUUGGUAGCCUCAUUGCUGCUGUGGACCCUGUGGCUGUGCUGGCUGUGUUUGAGGAAGUCCACGUCAAUGAAGUUCUUUUCAUAAUUGUUUUUGGAGAGUCACUAUUGAAUGAUGCAGUGACUGUGGUCUUGUACAAUGUUUUUGAGUCUUUUGUGACGCUGGGUGGUGACAAGGUGACUGGCGUGGAUUGUGUGAAAGGCAUAGUGUCCUUCUUCGUGGUGAGCCUAGGGGGGACCCUGGUGGGUGUUAUCUUCGCCUUCCUGCUGUCCUUGGUGACUCGCUUCACCAAGCAUGUGCGUAUCAUCGAACCUGGCUUCGUCUUUGUCAUUUCCUACCUGUCUUACCUGACCUCCGAGAUGCUGUCCUUGUCAGCGAUCCUGGCCAUCACCUUUUGUGGCAUCUGCUGUCAGAAGUACGUGAAGGCCAAUAUCUCAGAGCAGUCGGCCACCACUGUGCGCUACACCAUGAAGAUGCUGGCCAGUGGAUCAGAGACCAUUAUCUUCAUGUUCCUGGGCAUCUCAGCUGUGGACCCCCUCAUUUGGACGUGGAACACGGCUUUUGUGUUGCUGACGUUGGUCUUCAUUUCUGUAUACAGAGCCAUUGGUGUUGUUCUGCAGACCUGGAUCCUGAAUCGUUACCGCAUGGUGCAGCUAGAGACCAUUGACCAGGUGGUCAUGUCCUACGGUGGCCUGCGUGGGGCAGUGGCCUACGCCUUGGUGGUGCUCCUGGAUGAGAAGAAAGUCAAGGAGAAAAAUCUGUUUGUGAGCACCACUCUCAUCGUGGUCUUCUUCACAGUGAUCUUCCAGGGCCUGACCAUCAAGCCCCUGGUGCAGUGGCUGAAGGUGAAGAGGAGUGAAGAGCGCGAGCCCAAGCUCAACGAGAAGUUACAUGGCCGGGCUUUCGACCACAUCCUCUCUGCCAUUGAGGACAUCUCAGGACAAAUCGGACACAACUAUCUCAGAGAUAAGUGGUCCAAUUUUGAUAGGAAGUUCCUCAGCAAAGUCCUCAUGAGAAGAUCGGCUCAAAAAUCUCGAGAUCGGAUUCUGAAUGUUUUCCAUGAGCUGAAUUUGAAGGACGCUAUUAGCUAUGUGGCCGAGGGAGAGCGCCGUGGGUCCCUGGCCUUCAUCCGCUCCCCGAGUACGGACAAUAUGGUCAAUGUGGACUUCAGCACACCACGCCCAUCUACUGUGGAGGCAUCUGUCUCCUAUCUCUUGAGGGAGAAUGUCAGUACUGUAUGCCUGGAUAUGCAGUCCUUGGAGCAGAGGCGGAGGAGCAUCCGUGACACUGAGGACAUGGUCACCCACCACACACUGCAGCAGUACCUGUACAAGCCUCGGCAGGAGUACAAACAUCUCUAUAGUCGGCAUGAGAUAACACCCAACGAGGAUGAAAAGCAGGACAAGGAAAUCUUCCACAGGACCAUGAGGAAGCGCCUGGAGUCCUUUAAGUCAGCCAAGCUAGGCAUCAACCAGAACAAGAAGGCAGCCAAGCUGUACAAGAGGGAGCGUGCCCAGAAGCGGAGGAACAGCAGCAUUCCUAAUGGGAAGCUUCCCAUGGAGAACCUGGCACACAACUUUGUCAUCAAGGAGAAAGAUUUUGAACUUUCAGAGCCUGAGGAGGCCACCAACUAUGAAGAGACCAGUGGGGGCAUUGAAUUUCUGGCCAAUGUCACCAAGGAUGUAACCUCUGAAUCUGGGGCAGGAAUUGAUAACCCCGUGUUCUCCCCUGAUGAGGACCUGGACCCAAGCAUCCUAUCCAGGGUGCCACCCUGGCUGUCCCCUGGGGAGACCGUGGUGCCCUCGCAGAGGGCCCGUGUCCAGAUUCCCAACUCUCCCAGCAACUUCCGCCGUCUGACACCAUUCCGCCUCAGCAACAAAUCCGUGGAUUCCUUCCUGCUGGCCGAUGGCCCUGAGGAACAGCUCCAGCCCACUUUCCCCGAGUCCACACACAUGUGACACAGGCUCUGACACACCGCUCACCGGAACCUUGUCCCCGCGUUGGCCACCCGCUGCGGCUCAGCAGCCCUUGCUCCCUUCACGGCUGGCUACCCCACGUGCCCCGAGCCCCGCCCCACCUGAGCGCAUCUCGCCAGCACCUUUUGCCUCUGGUGAACCCGGGACAGGGCCAGAGCACCGAGCCCCGCCCAGUGCGCACGCUCGGUCUGCGGCUGCGCGCCGCGUACACAGUCGGCGCUCCUUCCAGAGGCCGCGCCCUCGCCGCCGCCCAGCUCUGCUUAAGCUCGCUUCUCUUCCGGGCUCUACUGAACUGCCGCCACACGCUCUGGAGCAAGAAGAGACGCCGCUGUGAUCGCUGCCUGGCCGGCGGCCAGUUCAGAAAGUCUCCUUCAGUGGCCCCUCCCCAACCGGCUAGGGUUUCUUAGGGUCCACUGCUCUCCGGGAGUCUUAUGCCUAGUUUGGCCCUAGGAAGAAGCUUUUCAUCCACCGGGCAUCCCCAGAAUACCACACUGCCAUUUCCUUGCCCUGGUUCAGUCCCUACUCUUCUGAGAUGCUGCGCCCCCUAAUCACCUCCCGCCCAACACACACACAUAGUGCUCAGGGGAGCAUUUGUGUUUGCCACUCUUACUCAGAGGAGAAAGACCCUUGAGAGGCCGGUGGCGGACCUCUUAUCACAGCUGGUACAAACGUCUUAACAGUUAAGAUUUGUGGAAGUUGCACCGCCCAGAUCCUAACCGGGCAGCAGCUUCUUGUACAUCUUCAGAGAUACACUUCCCCCAGGCCCUAGCUGACCCCCUUCCAAGUUAGUUCUCCAGACUGUCCUACCACCUUGUGGCUUGUAGGAUCAACUGCAGAAAUAUUUGUUCCAAUUUUGGCUCCUGUUUGACCCGUCCCAGUCUGGGCCUUGCCGGCACAAACAAGGUGUCUCGCCUGAGCUGUCCCUAAGUUGGGAAUACCGCAGAUGGUCAGACUGGCUGGGAUAGGGGACUAAAGGGGGACCCACAGGCAACUUUGGUCAGAACUAUAGCCAGCUCUCUGUGGACACAGAAGGGCUCUACAUCACCCAGGAGGGGGGCAUACAGGAAUCCACUGUCUGGGCAUGUCCGCCUUGCCUCCAGGAUUUCAGUCGUAGAGCACCGUCCCCUGGAGUGGUAAGAGCCGUGUCCUCAUCACCUUUCCUCAGAUGUCCAGUCUUGAACAGUAACCUGAGUUGUGCUCCUGGAAACUUGGCCUGCACCACAGGAUCUCACUUGAGGGAGACUGGUAUGAGGCUCAAGGUGGAUGUAGGGACCUCCUGGAGACUUCUGAAACAAACCACUCAGCUCUCUGCUCAGGAAACUAAAUACUGUGUCUCAGGAACAAGGUUGACAGUUUCGCUCACAGGGCUCACAAGAAGGUCCACCAGUUUGUAUUAAUGCUGCAGUUGAAUCGUGGAUAGGAAGAGUGGACAACUUCCUGUUCACAAACUGAGAGAAAUGAACGAAUACAAAGCAAGCUCGCACAUCGUACUGCAUUCUGUCCCCACCGGAACCUGUCAGUACACUGCUGACUGGCGCUCAGACUCAGACGCACAGCAUCUGGUUUCCAUGGCCCUUUUCCCUUGCAGCAUUUUGACCACUUCUGAAAUGCAGUCCAGCCGUUGUAAAACGAAUGCUGUGGCCAGUAAUUCCAUCUGGAGCCGCCGCUGGAACCUCCUAGGUAGGCUGUGCCUGGCUAAUGGAACCUCCUAGGUAGGCUGUACCUGGCUAAUGCACCAGGGGUGUGCUGAGUGCACCUGCCAGCCCCUGCUUUGCAGACAAGUUUCCCAUGCCUGCCUGUGCCCGGACACUGCCUUAACACACCACCUGAUCUGUUGGACACGGGGUCUAAUUCCCACUGCAGAAUUAGAAGCCGUGUCUGACCAGACAGUGCCUCAGGGGCAACAGAUACCCACCCACAGAUACCAAAGCUAGCAGCCAGGUGAUGAAUCUUGCGACACUCUGUCCCUGUGUUUUAGCGGUGCACAGGCCGUGUCCUUUGAGUUUGUGAACCAUACCUUGGCAUAGCGGCAUGGAACCAGUUUUGACAAGAAAGUCCCAUUUGCAAAAAACCAUUUCCUGUGCUUGAUGACACGGUGGCUACAUUUCAUAGUUGAGGAUCCCCCUGUUCUUGUCAUUGUUGUACAAUAGAAUGUAAAAUCCUAUGAAUGUAUUUCCUUAGGAAAACUGUUGUAAAAAUUUUUUAUUAGGAGAGAAUAUUUAUUUAAUACUGAACUUUGACCUACUUUGUGUUACUACAAAGUAUACAAAUUUGGGAAAUUUGUAUUUCCACAACUGUAUUUUCUUGAAAAUAAUUUUAUUACAGUGUUCAAUAUACUAUGUAUUACGGAUCUUUUUGUGAAAGGAAAUUUACAGAAUUUUAUCAAAACUAGAAAUAUAUUUUGAGUGGUUAAAAUUGUGAAAUGUUGUGAGCAUAAUCAUAGUUGAACUUUGUUUAAUUCUGAUUACAGAAUAAUGUGCCUUAAAAUGACCCCCUCUCCACUGAGUGGGCAUCAUCUGUACAGGGGACAUCAGCACAACCGUAGUGACUACUUGUUUAAGUCUAUUAAAAACAUUUCAACACA
This is a messenger RNA of Mesocricetus auratus (golden hamster), 5295 nucleotides long. It is a transcript of the gene Slc9a3, whose product is annotated as solute carrier family 9 member A3. Lineage: Eukaryota; Metazoa; Chordata; Mammalia; Rodentia; Cricetidae. The transcript has 17 exons. Bases 180 to 2693 code for a protein of 837 amino acids. Gene Ontology annotation, molecular function: sodium:proton antiporter activity. The record is from RefSeq and is a predicted model, not a curated record. Gene Ontology annotation, biological process: regulation of pH; proton transmembrane transport; sodium ion transport. Gene Ontology annotation, cellular component: apical plasma membrane; brush border membrane.